Molecule: messenger RNA, 672 nt
Organism: Diuraphis noxia (Russian wheat aphid)
Lineage: Eukaryota; Metazoa; Arthropoda; Insecta; Hemiptera; Aphididae
Source: RefSeq, a predicted model, not a curated record
AUGGUUAAAGAAGUAACAAACUCCUAUCUAAAGCGUGGAAAAAUUAAUGAUGUUGAAAUGACAGUGCUACUGGACACUGGAAGCUACUACCCUUUGCUGAUAUUUAGUAUAGCAUCACCUUGUAAGCUAGAACUGAGAACUACGAAAAAAUCGUUGUAUGGGCUAGGUAGUGUCUCAGUACCGUCAGUGAGUGCUGUAGGGAAGUCAGAUGCCAUAAUAACGGUCUAUAACGUCGAGGCUGGUCCAGUUAAAGUGUUGAUUGUACCUGAUGGUGUACAACGGUACGAUAAUAUGAUCAUUGACUUACAGGAGCAAGUUGAGUCACUAAACGCGGGACGUUACUUCUCCCAGUUGGGUCUGGCAAUCGGUUAUCUACAANACUUACACUGUAUACCAGACUUACAGGAGCAAGUUGAGUCACUAAACGCGGGACGUUACUUCUCCCAGUUGGGUCUGGCAAUCGGUUAUCUACAAGUGCCUCUGUCUAAAGCGGCUCAGGAAAAAACGGCCUUCAUCACGCCUGAUGAUACGGGUCAAUUCACCAGGAUGCCUUUCGGCUUGGUGGGAGCCCCUGGUGAAUUUACGAGGCUGAUGCGGAAAAUGCUAGGCGACCUGAAAGACAGAGUGGUCAAAAACUAUCUGGACUACUGGGUGGUAGACGCUGAAGACUGA